Messenger RNA from Doryrhamphus excisus (bluestripe pipefish), 947 nucleotides. It is a transcript of the gene ccdc43, whose product is annotated as coiled-coil domain containing 43. The record is from RefSeq and is a predicted model, not a curated record. NCBI's taxonomy places the organism in Eukaryota, Metazoa, Chordata, Actinopteri, Syngnathiformes, Syngnathidae.
AGGACAGCUGCGUGCCGGUUAAGGACCCCCCGAAAUGCCAAGAUGGCUGCGCCCAUGGAAGACACCGGGGAGUUUGAAAGUUGGCUAAAUGAGCGUCUGGAUUCGCUAGAAGUGGACCGCGAAGUGUACGGAGCGUACAUUUUAGGAGUGCUGCAAGAGGAGGAGAGCGACGAGGAGAAAAAAGACGCGCUUCAAGGGAUUUUAUCCGCAUUUCUGGAUGAGGACACGCUUGAAGAUGUCUGCAAACAAAUUAUUAAGCAGUGGGCGGAGUACUGCAGCCACUCUGCAAACAAAAGGGACGCCGGAGACGUUGAGGUCCAGGCCAUUGCCAGCAUGAUCGAGAAACAAGCUCAGAUUGUGGUCAGACAAAAAGAAGUGACGGAGGAGUCCAAAAAGAGGAAAGAGGCACUCUUGGCGCAGUAUGCCAACGUUACCGACGAAGAAGAUGAAGGAGAAGAGGAGGAGUCUCCAGAUGGCAACGUCGGAAAAGACAAGUCCAUGUUCAAGAACACCAACGUGGAGGAGGUUCUGAACAGGCAAAAGCAGAAGCGGGAUCAAGCCCGUGAAGAUGCUCAGAAGAAGAAAGAGAUGGACAAGAUGCAGAGGGAAAAGGACAAGCUGGCCAAACAGGACAGGAAGGAGAAGGAGAAGAAGCGGACACAGAAGGGUGAACGCAGAAGAUAAAAACAGGGGAAAAGGACAUUUGUACGUGUGUGGGAAAAAAAAAAUUAGGACGUUGCAGUCCUGUGUGUGUUGCUGAAUGCUGAGAUGAGCACUGAAAUUUAGAAAAAGCCAGAAAUUCAGCCAUUUUUUUUUAGCUAAUCGGACAUAUUUGCAUAUUUGUAUUGUCACAACUGGAAUUAUGUGCUAUCUUUCAACUCAAUUGGUUUUUGACUGAGAUCAUGAACAAACGAAACAUUUUUCGAAGUAAAAAAAAUAAAUAAAAU